AUGCAGCCCCUGAAAUCCUGGACAGACAAAAUGAUUGCGCUAGCAGAUUCCACGAACAGCGAGAGCGCUGGUUCGAGCGGGCAGACCUGCAAAGCUCUAGGCUGCACCAGGCCGACUUUUGAUGGUUUUCCUGGCUAUUGCAGCAGAACCUGCAGGAAUCGUGACAAGAUCUGCCGGGCGGUCGGUUGCGAAAGGCCGACAUACGACGGCCAGCCUGGCUACUGCAGCAAAAGUUGCCGCGACAGUGAGACUGCAGGCUCGACGGUGCUUGAGCCGAAGAGCUUUCCCUUCAAGUGGACGUUGUACGAGAAGGAGAAGUCAAUCGGUGUGUGUGCAUUUUACUUCCCCGGAUACGAGACUGCAUGGGACAAGGAUUGCGGCUGCAGCUUCCUGGGCAACUUCUAUCCUGCGAGCAUCAGCCUCACCAUCCGCGGCAAGUCAACACAAUUUCGAAAUGCUGAGGCAGCCUUUCAAGCCUGCAAGUUUCCUGCGAGGGCAUCCGAAUUCGCAAGUUGCGAUGGAUGGCAGGCAUUCCGACUUCGAUCCGAUUGCGCUGGUGAGGGAGAAGCAGAUGCACGCUUUGGCGGCUUCGGUAGUAACUGGAGAGCAAUGCGAGCCGUGCUCAUGGAGAAGUUCAAAGAUCGGAAGCUGCGAGAAGCGUUGUUGAAGACAGGCGAUUGUUUCUUGCUGGAGCACAAUGAAAGAGUUGGUCGGGAUGAGUUUUGGUCUGACAACGGCAAUGGAACGGGCGUGAAUGCGCUCGGCCUGCAGCUCAUGUUGAUUCGGGAGGACCUGUUGAAUGCUGGAGGUGCCACUCGGUGGACACGCUAUUUGAAAGACCACGUAGAGCAGGGGGAUUCUAUCGACGUGGACACUGCAUGGCGCCAGCUGGUCAGAGCAGCAUCUGCUGAAGUUCGACAACAAGUGCUGAGAAGGACAUUGCCUGAAGCCCUACAGAAGGAGGCUGAGGCUGAUUCCAAUGCUGCAGCAACGAAGUUUUCGAACAUCAACAUCGAGAAGGAAGGCUGCGAAGGCAAUCCAAGCAAGCUCACCAGCACUGCCGGGCCAACACUGCUGACUAGCCAGGCGACCAACCAGCUCAGCGAGUGGAAGAUGCCGCCUGCCACCCAGACCCCAAGCUCCGACCGAACGGUGCGUGGACAACCUCAACGGCAGCUACAGGCGCAGGAGGACUACGGAACCGGCACCACGGCGGCCAGUCAUCGCAGCGAGGGCAAGAUGUCGACAGUCAGCGAGGACUACAGAAGCGGCACCACGGCGGCCAAUCAUCGCAGCGAGGGCAAGAUGUCGACAGCCAGCGAGACCCCAAGCUCCUACUCGGUGCUUGGACACUCUCAGCAGCUACAGGAGAGCUACUGCAACGGCACCGCAGCUGCCAAUCAUCACAGCGAGGGGAAGAUUCAGAUGCCUGCCAGCCAGGCACAGUGGCCUCCUGCACCGACACCAAAGGUUGAUGCACCACCUGCAUACGCACCACCGCCGGAGGCAGAUUGCGGCUUGGCACCCAUGGACGUGGAAGCCCAGGAGCCGCUUAUGCGCUCCGUGCAGCUGCCCGGCCACGAUACAGGCUACAGAUGUGUUGAACACAGAAGAGUGGUAGAAAUGCUGCCAAGUCUGGCCAGAAGAGUCAUCAGGUCCAGGACGACAGCAGUGCGCUCCGGGCCCUUCCCGGAGAAGACUGCUUCAUCUUCUGCAAGGCAGUGGCGGAAUGGGAAUACUGGGAAUCCGCUGGUUCAGCCUCCCUGGCGCCGAUAG
Symbiodinium sp. CCMP2592 is the source of this 1776-nucleotide messenger RNA. The record is from the annotation of a GenBank genome assembly. NCBI's taxonomy places the organism in Eukaryota, Dinophyceae, Suessiales, Symbiodiniaceae.